AGUUGCCGGACCAGUCGAGUUGUGUCAGCGCUCCCUAAGAUGGCGGGGGUGUUUGAGGUGGAGGUUGACGGCGUAGAACACGAUCACGGGCACGACGAUGAACCCGUUCAGAUCGAUCUCUCACACCUUUCACCAGAGGAGAAGUGGAGACUGGAACAUGCGAGAAUGCACGCCAAACACAAAGGGCACGAAGCCAUGCAUGCUGAGAUGGUGCUCAUCCUCAUCGUGACUCUUGUUGUCGCUCAGCUCGUCCUGGUGCAGUGGAAACAGCGCCACCCCAAAUCCUAUAACUUGGUGACCCUCUUUCAGAUGUGGGUGGUUCCUCUUUACUUCACCACAAAGCUGCACUGGUGGCGAUUCUUGGUGACGUGGUCCAUCUUCUCUGUCGUCACUGCUUUCAUCACGUUCCGUGCCACUCGCAAACCGUUGGCAUGCACCACACCAAGAUUGGUUUACAAAUGGUUUCUCCUCUUGUACAAGAUCAGCUACACGACAGGCAUUGUGGGAUACAGUGUCGUCAUGUUCACACUCUUUGGCAUCAAUCUGAUAUUUAGAAUAAAGCCGGAAGAUUCCAUGGAUUUUGGUGUUUCCAUGCUCUUUUACGGUCUCUAUUACGGCGUCCUCGGCAGGGAUUUUGCAGAGAUGUGUGCAGACUUCAUGGCUUCCACAGUAGGGUUUUACAGCGCAUCCGGAAUGCCCACUAAACACCUCUCGGACAGCAUCUGUGCCGUGUGCGGUCAGCCCAUCCUGGUGAGCGUGGAUGAAGAGGGGAUCAUGGAGAACACCUAUAGGCUCUCCUGCAAUCAUGUAUUCCAUGAGUUCUGCAUAAGAGGGUGGUGCAUUGUGGGAAAGAAACAGACAUGCCCAUACUGCAAAGAAAAGGUGGACCUGAAGAGGAUGUUCAGUAAUCCCUGGGAGAGGCCUCACGUCAUGUACGGACAGUUACUGGACUGGCUUCGCUAUCUCGUAGCCUGGCAGCCGGUCAUCAUCGGACUCGUGCAGGGCAUCAACUACAUCCUGGGUCUGGAGUGAUGGCCACACCCAUCCCACAGAAAGAAAGAAAGAAAGAAAGAAAGGAGAGAGUAAGGGAGAGUGAGAGACUAUAUACACAAUCUGUCAUGGGAUUAAACGGACACUGGUACUGGAACUUUAAUCAUCAAAAAGUGUAAUGUACUGUAUUUUUGCACGCACACACAUCGUGCAUCUGUGUAUUUAAAAGAGGAGAAAAAAGAAAUCCACUAGAGAUCUGGCAUUGUUUUUGAAAUGUACUUUAUUUUGGAAUCGUAAGAGGGUUGGGGGUUUUUUGGGGGGGUUGGUUUUUUUUAGGAAGCAACUAACCUGUCUUAAUCUUUCUAAUCAUACCGGUAAGUUAUGACCUCAAACUUUUUUUUGUACUCUUUUUUUUUUUUUUCCAGUUACAGUCAAAUUGUCUGUUCCAUCCAUUGAAAAACUUUCACUUCUCGUCAAUGAAGUUUAUUUAUUUAUUCCCCCCCAUGAGUUUUUAUUUUUCACAUUGGCCAGAACCUCUCAAACUACAGGAAAUGUUUAUCUGCGAGACAGCGUGAGUCGGGGACGUUCCCAGGAUCAGGAUGAGAGUUUUAAAUGAAAAAAUUCCUGGAUGCCGAGAUGUUGUUUUUUUUAAAAACAGUUCCUCUUUUACUCCUCGGAUUUCACCGUCGCUGGGAGAAGGGUGUUUCAAAUUAUCUUCUGUUAAAGGAUUUUUCUUCAUGUUUCCCCGGUUACAAUCAGUUUCAUGUCAUGAUGGAAUUAGUGUUGAAAGUAUUCUCUGUUUUAAAAAAAAAAAAAGGUCUCUAGUAAACUUUCAGAAAUGUUGAAGAUCUAAUCAAAACUUAACUUCACAGCUGCGGAAAAUAAAGUGAUUAAAGGAGGAUAUUUUUAUUAAAA
Messenger RNA from Neoarius graeffei (lesser salmon catfish), 1905 nucleotides. RefSeq names its product ring finger protein 121 (gene rnf121). The transcript is spliced from 9 exons. Lineage: Eukaryota; Metazoa; Chordata; Actinopteri; Siluriformes; Ariidae. The coding region runs from base 40 to 1032 and encodes 330 amino acids. Gene Ontology annotation, cellular component: Golgi membrane; endoplasmic reticulum membrane. Gene Ontology annotation, molecular function: metal ion binding; ubiquitin protein ligase activity. The record is from RefSeq and is a predicted model, not a curated record.